GGAGGCAGGGAGGCCGCGCCGAGGGAUCCGGAGGGCCCUGCCCAGCGCCCCCGGCCUGCGAGCCUGUUCCUCGCCGACCGCCUUCCCCCCGCAGCCCCCACCGCCUUUGUCUGCUUCCCGGCGCCGCCGGCUGGUAAAGGCGGGGGGGGGGUGUGGCGGUGCGCUGAGGCGCGGGCCCCGGCGCAGCGACCCGCGGGGAGCGGCCGGUCCGGCGGCAUGGUCGGCGUGUCCCGUCUCCCAGCCGUGAGCUGCCAAGGUCACGGAGCCCUCAGGCCGCUCCUCAGGCACGGCCGUGAGCUUCACAGCUUGCCGUUAGCCCCGGGCCCGUGAAGAGGAAGCUGGUCCGCUUGUUCUUGUGGGCCAGCAGGGUCCGGUCUUCGUCGAACCUGAGCACAGCAGAGGUACACCAGCAGACCAGAGCCACUACACUUGUUUGCACUAGCGCAGCCACAGCAGAGAUAAAAGUCACAGUGUCACAGCUCUCACGCAGGAUGGAGCAGCGCCACUGGACUACUUUGCUUGCUGUGGCAGGAAUGCAGCUUGGUGAUGGGUUUUGAACUGACUGGUUACACAAGGAAGCACCCCUUCUUCGGCGCCGUCGUGGGGCGUGUUGCCAACAGGAUUGCAAAGGGGAGGUUCGCCGUGGACGGGAAGGAGUAUCAGCUGUUCCUCAACAAUGGGCCCAACAGCCUGCACGGAGGAGCCAGGGGAUUUGACAAGGUUCUCUGGAGCCCCCAGGUCCUCCCAAACGGCGUCUGCUUCUUCCGGCUUAGCCCUGAUGGUGAGGAAGGCUACCCCGGUGACCUGAAAGUCUGGGUGACCUACACACUCAGCGGUGGGGAGCUGGCCAUCAACUAUCGAGCCCAGACCAGCAAGACAACACCCAUCAACCUGACAAACCAUGCAUAUUUCAACCUCGCAGGGCAGGGCUCACGGGAUAUCUACGACCAUGAGAUUUCUAUUGAAGCGGAUUCCUACCUGCCUGUGGACAACAGCAAGAUCCCUACUGGGGAGGUGGCCGCCGUGCAGGGCACCGGCUUCGAUCUCCGGCAGCCUGUGAAGCUGGGGAAGCACUUGCAGAAGUUUCACCUGGAUGGCUUUGACCACAACUUCUGCCUGCCGCAGGUGCAGGCUCGACGCCUUGCGGCCAGGGCUCGCCACCCGCCCACCGGCAGGGCCAUGGAGGUUCACACCACCCAGCCUGGCAUCCAGUUUUACACCGGGAACAACCUGGACGGCUCCCUGAAGGGCAAAGGCGCCAUCGCAUACCCCAAGCACUCGGCUUUCUGCCUGGAAACCCAGAACUGGCCCGACGCCAUCAGCAAGCCCCACUUCCCCAACGCCCUACUCCGGCCGGGCGAGGAGUACAACCACACCACGUGGCUCGUGUUCAACACCGCUUAAGGCGAGGGGAUGCUGACUCCUACCACCGAGACGGGACUCGCACUUCUUUGAGGGCUUCCUGAUGGUGAACGACUGAAAGGAAAAGAAUCCACAGUUAAUAUUUCAGUAGUCAUUUGGGAUUCACAAAUACAGGAAAAAGUAACAGGAGGACACCUACACUACUUCAGCAGCCUUUAAGCAUUGUUUUCUAAUAAAACAACAAAUCACUAUUAACAAA
Messenger RNA from Aquila chrysaetos chrysaetos, 1621 nucleotides. It is a transcript of the gene GALM, whose product is annotated as galactose mutarotase. Gene Ontology annotation, biological process: beta-D-galactose catabolic process via UDP-galactose, Leloir pathway; glucose metabolic process. NCBI's taxonomy places the organism in Eukaryota, Metazoa, Chordata, Aves, Accipitriformes, Accipitridae. Bases 547 to 1404 code for a protein of 285 amino acids. The record is from RefSeq and is a predicted model, not a curated record. Gene Ontology annotation, molecular function: carbohydrate binding; aldose 1-epimerase activity. The transcript is spliced from 10 exons.